CAACUUCGACUGCGGCACUACGAAAACCCCUUAUCGCCGCCUUGCUUCUCCAUAAAGGUAGCCCGGCGCAUCCUCGACACAACCUAUCACUACCGCCGACAGGUAGACAGCACAAAGUGGAAUAUUCAAAAUGGCUCGCGUGGGAGUCAUAAGCUCCCUUCGGGCCUCGAUGCGCUCGACUGCCGCCAAAACGGGGGCUGUCCGCUGCUUCUCAAGCUAUCUAGUUACCCCCAAGGAGCUGCACGAAGCCCUCAAGAAAGCCCCUCCUUCUCCCAUCUCAUCCGAACCCCGUGUCAUUCCUCUAUGCGCCUCCUGGUUCCUUCCAAACGACCCACAAAAGCGCACCGGCCUCGACGUUUUCAUCGAAAAGAGAAUCCCUAAGGCACGCUUCUUCGACCUUGACAAGGUCAUCGAUAAGCGCAGCCCUUACCCUCACAUGCUACCCAGCUCCAAAGACUUUGCCGCUGCCAUGAGUGAGCUCGGCAUCCGCCGCGAAGACACUGUGGUCAUCUACGACAGCCAAGAGCUGGGCAUCUUCAGCGCCCCCCGUGUUGGCUGGACCAUGAAGGUCUUUGGUCACCCCAAGGUUCACAUUCUCAACAACUUCAAGCUAUGGAUCGAGGAGGGUCUCCCUACCGAAUCCGGAAACGUCUGGACGAUUGAGUGCGGUACAUAUCCCAUUCCCGAGAUGAAUGAGGACAAGGUCGCAAGCUUCGAGGAGGUCCGUCAAGUUGCCAUUGACUCCAGUAAAGAGGGCUCCAAGAGCGUGCAGAUCCUGGAUGCGAGAUCGCCCGGUCGCUGGAGUGGCACGGAGCCGGAGCCGAGAGAGGGUCUGUCCUCGGGCCACAUGCCCGGCUCCAUCAACAUUCCCUUCGGUGCUGUCUUGGACCCCAGCACCAAGGCCUUCUUGCCAACCGACAAGUUGAAGGAGGUCUUCGCCAGGGCGGGCGUUGAUCCAUCAAAGCCCAUCAUCUCCAGCUGCGGAACCGGCGUCACGGCCUGCGUCCUUGAAACAGCGCUCAACGAGGCGCAGUUUGGAUCGCCUGAGAAGAGAAAGGUUUAUGAUGGAAGCUGGACUGAGUGGGCGCAACGGGUGAAGCCUUCCGAGUUGCUGAUCGAAAAGGCCGAAUAAGCGGAGAGAAAGGAGUAUGAACAGCUCUCGCCUUGGAGACCGGCCGAGCAAACAGCGUGGCGUCGAGUCGUCUUCCCUCUCUACCUUCUUCUGUACACGUUGCGCCUUGCCCAUCGAGGCUAGCUGGGACUGUGGUAGACCAGUGUGCUUCGUGGGCGUGCUGCGCCUGUUGGGUGGAAAAUGAAUAUUGUCAUUGGUGGUGUUCUAGGCGUUCGCAGGGAAGCCCUUGAAGGUUGUGUAAACAUGCAUUAAAGCGGGUUCUUGAGUCAAACAAUUCCAUUGCUUUUGGGAGUGCAACGAAAGCGCACUUGGAUCGGAAUCCUACAUGAACCUUGCGGGCAGCCAAGUGGCUGACGUCAUUUCUGCUGGUUUGCCUUUGUUUCAACUCAUUCACCAUCAUAUAUAACAGCACAUAUCCUCUUCGGCCCAACCUACCUGCACAAAGCAUGACGGAGCGGCCUAUAACGUCAGAGGUAUUGUUAUUCUCCCCCUGAGACGGGCGCAUGUCCUGACAUCCGAGCACGUUCGUGUACUUUGGACCACCACCAGUCGCAUAUCAACUGCUCGAAUGCUCCAGCACACGGCUUGCACUAUGAAGCGGCUUGCAUCUUCGUUCACGGAAUCUCAAAGCUCGAAACGGGCACGGAUAGGAUCGCUAGCCAGCCAUGGUAGCGGCGAGUCCCCAGGAGCCAACUGGCCUGCCAAAAAGGAGGAGAUUGAAGCGGCGAGACGCCUUAUUCUUGAAUGGU
Molecule: messenger RNA, 1881 nt
Organism: Neurospora tetrasperma FGSC 2508
Lineage: Eukaryota; Fungi; Ascomycota; Sordariomycetes; Sordariales; Sordariaceae
Exons: 2
Coding region: 131-1132 (333 amino acids)
Biological process (GO): transsulfuration
Cellular component (GO): mitochondrion
Molecular function (GO): thiosulfate-cyanide sulfurtransferase activity
Source: RefSeq, a predicted model, not a curated record